AUGACCAGGCUCAAAGGACAUUACGCACCGACACCCUCGAAGAUCGCCCGCCGCUUCGCUUUCCGUCGUCGGGUGCCGAGACCUAACGAGUCAAUUAGCCAAUUUCUAGAGUCCUUGCGGACUACGGCUGCCCAAUGUGACUUUACCAACUUAGAAGAAAACUUGGUGGAGCAGUUUGUCUGUGGUGUGCGGGAUGUAAACUUGCGAAGCCGAAUCUUCCAGAGCCUCAUGGAGCGUUUGCUCCACGGGCUUCCCGGCGUAGUACCGUAUUUCGACGAUGUCCUGAUCGCUCCUUCCAGCCGCUCAGAACUCGUCGAAGUACUAAGGAAGGUCCUCCUGCGUUUUAAGGGCGCGGGUCUCAAGUUGAAGCGCAGCAAAUCAGCGGAGGUCGCGGCCUACACGAAGGCCGAUCCUAUCCUCUCCCAGGUCUCCUCCUGGGUCUUGAGGGGGUGGCCCACAGACAAAGUGGCGGAGGGCUUCCGGCCCUUUAAAGCUCGGCAAGCGGAGCUUUCCAUCCACGGGGGGUGUCUCAUUUGGGGGGAUCGGGUAGUGAUUCCUGCUGCGUUGCGGCCACGAGUUCUGCCUCUGCUCCACAAGGAUCACCCAGGCAUAGCGCGGAUGAAGGCCUUAGCCCGCAGCUAUGUCUGGUGGCCUUUGUUGGAUUCAGAGAUAGCGGCCUACGUGGGCCGCUGUGCUACAUGUCAACUCUCUAGGCCCAAUCCUCCAGCCGGGCCUGCUCCAGAGUGGGAGGUUCCGAGAGGCCCGUGGUCACGCCUCCAUGUAGAUUUUGCCAGUCCCUUCCACGGCCAGAAUUUCUUAAUUGUGGUGGAUGCCUACUCUCGGUGGGUGGAACUGGUCCUGAUGGCCUCCACCAUGGCCGAGAGUACGGUCCGGGCCUUACGCAGACUGUUCGCAACCCAUGGGUUGCCGGACAUACUUGUUUCAGAUAAUGGCCCGCAAUUCACAGCCACCACGUUUCAGGAGUUCUUGGCCGAGCAGGGGAUCCGGCACGCGCCCAUAGCCCCGUACCACCUGGCCAGGAAUGGCCGGGCGGAGCGGGCGGUCCGUUCAGCUAAGGAGGCGCUGGGCCGUAUGGACAGGGGCGACUGGCAGUCGAGAGUGGCAGCUUACUUAUUAAGCCAGCAUUCCACCCCCUGCCUGACAACCAACAAAAGCCCCGCGGAGCUCUUGAUGGGCCGGCGUCUGCGGACUUCCCUGGAUAGACUCCAUCCGCUCUAUUCCGGAGACCAGCCAUGCAACCUGGAGGUUCUCCCUUCCCGUUCCUUUAGACAGGGGGAUCUGGUGUGGGCCCGCUCUUUCACUGGGGAGCCCAGGUGGGUUCCAGCUAAAGUGACCGCGCUGACUGGCCCCUGUUCUUUCAGGGUCGGAUUGGCUGAUGGAUCCGAGUGA
Thamnophis elegans (Western terrestrial garter snake) is the source of this 1410-nucleotide messenger RNA. RefSeq lists its product as uncharacterized. NCBI's taxonomy places the organism in Eukaryota, Metazoa, Chordata, Lepidosauria, Squamata, Natricidae. Gene Ontology annotation, biological process: DNA integration. The record is from RefSeq and is a predicted model, not a curated record. The coding region runs from base 1 to 1410 and encodes 469 amino acids. Gene Ontology annotation, molecular function: nucleic acid binding. The transcript has 3 exons.